This is a messenger RNA of Ornithorhynchus anatinus (platypus), 2550 nucleotides long. RefSeq names its product TNF receptor superfamily member 13C (gene TNFRSF13C). Gene Ontology annotation, molecular function: signaling receptor activity. Gene Ontology annotation, biological process: positive regulation of T cell proliferation; T cell costimulation; B cell costimulation. Gene Ontology annotation, cellular component: external side of plasma membrane. The coding region runs from base 70 to 876 and encodes 268 amino acids. The record is from RefSeq and is a predicted model, not a curated record. NCBI's taxonomy places the organism in Eukaryota, Metazoa, Chordata, Mammalia, Monotremata, Ornithorhynchidae. The transcript is spliced from 2 exons.
CGUGGAGGGUGAUGGGUGUAUCUUGGAUGCUGUGGGUGGGGCCCGGAGGUGUCGGGUGGGACCUGGAGGAUGGCGGGCAGGGCCCGGAGGAUGAUGAGCAUGGGUUGGAUACCGUGGGAGGGGUCUUGGGCGGGGCCUGGAGGUGUCGGGUGGACCGUGGAGGACGUGGGGCACGCCUUGGAUACUGUGGGUCCCGAAGGUGUCGGGUGUGGGCGUGGGCGUGGUUGGAAAGGUGAUGGGCGCGUCUGUGGGUGUGGCACGGAAGGGGGGAGGCCGCGGGGCCCGUCCCGUCCCUGGCCGAGACGGUCCCUCCCUGCCGUCCGGUCCGCAGGGAGAGGGACCGUGGAGGUGAGCCCGGCCUCGGACACCAGCCCGGGCCCCAGCCCGCCGCCCCCCGGCUCCGCCACGGCGGGCCUGGCCUCCGCCCCGCCCUGGGCCGCGCUGCUGGAGCCCCUGCUCACCUACGGCAUCCCCACGCUGGCCGGCCUGGCCCUGGCGCUGACCCUCUGCGGGGUGGUCAGCGUCCAGCUGCGGAGGAGGAAGAGGUCGUCCAUCCCCCCCAUCACCACCACCGGGAUCGCCGAGGGGGCCGCCGAAAACCUGGAGUGCAGCUACAUGCCCCCUGACAGUGAGGCCCAGCCCGGGGUCUCCCCAGACCCCAUCUCAGACCCAAACCAGCCCCCCCCCAAUGGCAGCUUCCACCCUCGGGAGCCCUCGGCCCAGGAGAGUGGCGAGCACCUGGCCUCGGCACCCCCGCUGGGCAGCCUGGGGGAGCUGAGCCACGGCGUCCCCGUGCCGGCCACGGAGCUGGGGGCCACCGUGCUGGUCACCACCAAGACCAUCCAGGAGGCCGGGCAAGGCCUCAGGCCCCUGUGAAGGGAACCGAGGUUGCGGGCCGCUGCCCCCGCCCGUCCCCGCGGCCUCUGCCCCUCCUCAGGAUGCCCAGCCGGAACCCAGCCUCGCUCUUCUCUACACAGACCUUCCUUCCCAGAGUCUCCCUCCCAGGGCCCCAUCCUGCUGGGACCACAGGAAGCGGGCGGAAAUUGCAGCAAGGGGAAUUUUGAUGAGCCUAAAGGAGAUCGUUAUGCCCCGGAACGGACUUCAGAGGAAGUUAGGGAGCCCUCGUCCCCGGACAGCUUGAAAAUGAAGACCGGGCGCCUGCCGCUCCAUUCGCUUGCUUGGAGGCCGGGGGCUGGACCAGGUGACCCCCGAGAUCCCCCUCCAGCCCUUGGACGCAGCGAAGCUGAGAGAAGAGGGGAGGAGGUCAGGGAGGGGCAGGGACUCAACUCAGAAGCUGGUCGUGAGGCGAAUGAAGGCGAGGGGGUGUGGCUGUGAGGGCAAGAAGAUCCCCGGCUGGCCCUGGGACCUCGGGUGGGGAGGCCUGCCCGACGAGGAUUUGGAGCAUCUGCAGGGACGGGACUGGGGCCUUUUGGGGUCUGUCUCUAAUUUGGCCCAGUUGGGACCCCCACAUGGACCAAGGGGCAUUUCCUCUCUGGGAGAAGAGGCGGCGGAGCGGGAGAGUGACCUCGGGCACCGAACCGCUUCACUCCGAUCCCCACCCGCGGUCGAAUUCAGUAGCAGGGGCCGGGGGCAGCCUCUUAACCCUUCUCCCUGUGGCGGGGGGCACGGAGGCCCUUGCUGCCUGCCGGGCAUCUUUACCGCCUUCGCAGCGGCCACAGGAAACUCUGGGUCAGCCCCGCAAGCAUCCGGAGACAGGGAGCCUGGAGGGCCCCUUCCAGCUUUCAAUUGGCCACAACCGGUCCGGGGUCAGCCUUUGACCAGCAGAGAACCCCCGGCCAGCUGGAGCCCCACGGGGAAUGAUGCAUUAAGGGAUCAGACCCACCUGGACUCAGCAGCCCCCAGCUCACCACCGCCCGGUCAUCUGGCUCCGGACAGGACCCCCAUCCCGGCUGGCUCCAGUGAAACACUGGACAAGAAAGAAGAGGCAGGAGCCUUUGGUCUGGGCCUUCUCCCUCUCCUUCCAGGCACUCAUUCCCCGCUCCAUCCUGGGACUCCCGGGCGAUCCAUGUGGACACUCACUCCACCUGACUGAUGGCCCUCAACUCCUUGACCUGGAGCAGCCCAUCCUGCUCAGUCUAGCCCAGCACCGGCCACAUCUUCUGGUGCCAGACCAGGCCAGAAGAAGACACAAAGGGAAAAGCUGCGAAAGGGGGUCUGGGGUCUGUGGGGAUGGCUCUGGGCCAGGUUCCCGGCCUCCUCUCCUGGAGUCCAGUGAGGUGCUGCGGCAUCCUGAACCUCUGAGGGUUCCUCAGGAUGGGGCAAAGGAGAGCAGGGGCGGGAAACCCAGAAGCAGAGCAGACCCCACAGCAGUGGUGUGGGUAACGAAGAUCUGAGGCCAGGACAUGGUGGGUCAGGGAGAGGGCUGGGCACUAUGCCACCUUCCGGCAUGGGUGCCUGGAAAGUUCUAUCCUUCUACCCAGGCUUCUCUGCAAAACCUCUCCCGGGUAACCGACACCUGAGCGUGUGUAGGUGAGGGAGGUGACAAGUCCUUUGGAGCAUAAUAAAGUUCUAUCUUGAAAGUUUCCCUGA